Messenger RNA from Rhodotorula graminis WP1, 9768 nucleotides. RefSeq lists its product as uncharacterized. The coding region runs from base 1 to 9768 and encodes 3255 amino acids. Gene Ontology annotation, molecular function: DNA topoisomerase type II (double strand cut, ATP-hydrolyzing) activity; ATP binding; DNA binding. NCBI's taxonomy places the organism in Eukaryota, Fungi, Basidiomycota, Microbotryomycetes, Sporidiobolales, Sporidiobolaceae. The transcript is spliced from 40 exons. The record is from RefSeq and is a predicted model, not a curated record. Gene Ontology annotation, cellular component: nucleus. Gene Ontology annotation, biological process: resolution of meiotic recombination intermediates; DNA topological change; sister chromatid segregation.
AUGGCGCGUCUCCAAGACUCGUCAGACGACGCAGACGACUUUGCCCCCGCCAAGAAGGCUCCCGCCGCCGCAAAGCCCAAGGCGGCGCCCAAGGCCAAGGCCGCGUCGACGAGCACGGCCGCCAAGGGCAAGAAGAAGGCGGCACCGCUCGAGGAGAUUGACGCCAACGAGCGCGACGCGACCGACGACGAGGACGACACGCCUCCUCCGCAGAAGAAGACGGCCGCCAAGGGCAAGGGCAAGUCGGCGAGCGAGACCUACGUCAAGCUCACUCAACUCGAGCAUGUCCUCCUUCGUCCCGACACGUACAUUGGCAGCAUCGAGCCCAUCACGCAGCCCAUGUGGGUCUACGAGCGCGAGCGCGACAAGAUGGUCUUCCGCAACACGACGUUCGUGCCGGGCUUCUACAAGAUCUUUGACGAGAUCCUGGUCAACGCGGCCGACAACAAGGUGCGCGACCCGUCGAUGAGCGAGAUCCGGGUCAACAUCGACGUCGAGGCGCACACGAUCUCGGUCAAGAACGACGGGCGCGGCAUCCCGAUCGAGAUCCACUCGAAGGAGGGCAUCUGGGUCCCCGAGCUCAUCUUCGGCAACCUGUUGACGUCGAGCAACUACGACGACGACGAGGAGAAGACGACCGGCGGCCGCAACGGCUACGGCGCCAAGCUCGCCAACAUAUACUCGCAGCAGUUUGUCGUCGAGACGGUCAGCAAGGAGAAAAAGUACCGCCAGGUGUUCGAGAACAACAUGAGCGUCAAGGGCAAGCCCAAGGUGACCGACAACAAGCGCGGCGAGAAGGAGUACACCCUCAUCGAGUUCAAGCCCGACCUCGCGCGCUUCAGCAUGGCCGACGCCGGCUUUGACGACGACAUCCUCGCCCUCCUCCACAAGCGCGUGUGGGACAUGGCCGGCAUCCUGAAAAAGGUCAAGGUCUACCUCGACGGCAAGCUCCUGCGCUGCAAGGACUUCAAGACGUACGUCGACAAGUUCAUCUCGGGCGUCAACGAGGUCGCGGCCGGCGGCGCGGGCGGCAAGAAGAAGGCGGGCGCCAAGAAGGACGACAACGCCGUGUCGACGGCCGCCCAGGCCCUCCUCGACGACGACGACCUCGUCGUCGGCUCGACCGAGCCCGCCAAGCCGACCGUCGUGUACGAGACGUACGGCGACCGGUGGGAGAUCGCGUUCGCCGUGUCGGACGGCCAGUUCAGCCAGGUGUCGUACUGCAACGGCAUCGCGACGACCAAGGGCGGCACGCACAUCGUGCACGGCCUCGUCGACCUCGUCAAGAAGAAGAACAAGGCCGUCGCUGUCAAGCCGUUCCAGAUCAAGAGCCACCUGACCGUGUUCGUCAACUGCCUCGUCAACAACCCGAGCUUUGACUCGCAGACCAAGGAGAACAUGACGCUGUCGGCCAAAAAGUUCGGGAGCAAGUGCGAGUUGUCCGAGGACUUUCUCAAGAAGGUCGCCAAGUCUGGCGUCAUCGACAACGUCCUCAACUGGGCCAAGUUCAAGCAGGACCAGAUGCUGAAGAAGACGGACGGGUCCAAGCGCUCUCGCAUCACGGGCCUCGUCAAGCUCGAGGACGCCAACAACGCCGGGACCCGCAACGGCUCCAAGUGCACGCUCAUCCUCACCGAGGGCGACUCGGCCAAGGCGCUCGCCGUGUCGGGCCUCGCCGUCGUCGGGCGCGACAACUACGGCGUGUUCCCGCUGCGCGGCAAGCUGCUCAACGUGCGCGAGGCGAGCGGCAAGGCGCUCCUCGACAACGCCGAGAUCCAGGCCAUCAAGCAGAUCAUGGGCCUCCAGCAGGGCAAGACGUACGCCUCGAUCGACUCGCUCCGCUACGGCAGCCUCAUGAUCAUGGCCGACCAGGACCACGACGGGUCACACAUCAAGGGCCUCCUCAUAAACUUUCUCGACUACUGGUUCCCGUCGCUCCUCAAGCUCCCAAACUUCCUCGUCGAGUUCAUCACGCCCAUCGUCAAGGUGACCAAGGCCAAGAAAGAGCCCGGCACGUACAUGGACCACAACGUCGACGAGGUGCCGAUCAGCGACUUUAUCAACAAGGAGCUCAUCCUCUUCUCGAUGGCCGACAACGUGCGCUCGAUCCCCUCGGUCGUCGACGGCUUCAAGCCCGGCCAGCGCAAGGUCCUGUUCGCGUGCUUCAAGCGCAAGCUCAAGAACGAGAUCAAGGUCGGCCAGCUGUCGGGCUACGUGUCGGAGCACUCGGCGUACCACCACGGCGACGUGUCGCUGCAGGGCACCAUCAUCGGCCUCGCGCAGGACUUUGUCGGGAGCAACAACCUCAACAUGCUCGACCCGAACGGCCAGUUCGGCACGCGGCUCCAGGGCGGCAAGGACGCGGCGAGCGCGAGGUACAUCUUUACCAACGUCGCCCAGGUCACGCGCACCAUCUUCCACCCGGCCGACGACGCAAUCCUCGACUACCUCCACGACGACGGCCAGAGCAUCGAGCCGAGCUGGUACAUCCCUGUCCUCCCGAUGGUCCUCGUCAAUGGCUCGGACGGCAUCGGUACCGGCUGGAGCUCGUACAUCCCCAACUUCAACCCGGCCGACAUCGUCGCCAACCUGCGCCGCAAGCUCGACGGCGACGAGAUGGAGCCCAUGCACCCGUGGUACCGCGGCUUCACCGGCACGAUCGAGAAGGGCGACAAGGAGGGCUACAAGUGCAGCGGCAUCAUCGAGCGCACCGACGACAACACGGUCGAGAUCACCGAGCUCCCGAUCCGCACGUGGACCCAGAGCUACAAGGAGAUGCUCGAGGGCUGGGUCGCCGGCACCGACAAGCAGGCGGCGUGGGUCAAGGACUACAAGGAGUACCACACCGAGCGCAACGUCCACUUCAUCGUGACGCUCACGGCCGAGGGCAAGAAGGCGGUCGACGCCGACGGCCUCGAGAAGGUGUUCAAGAUCGUGUCCAAGGUCAACACGUCCAACAUGGUAUGCUUCGACCCGCAGGGCAAGAUCAAGAAGUACGCGUCGGCCGAGGACAUCGUCAGCGACUUUUACGACGUGCGCCUCGACUACUACCACAAGCGCAAGAAGCACCUUGUUGGCGAGCUCGAGCUCGUCCACGAGCGCCUCAGCAACCAGGCGCGCUUCAUCCAGCUCAUCAUCUCGCGCGAGCUCGUCGUGUCGAACCGCAAGCGCGCCGACGUCGUCGCCGAGCUGCGCAAGCGCAACUUCCGCCCGUUCCCCAAGGUCGCCAAGGCGCACGUCGCGGGCGACGUCGAUGAGGCCGAGCAGCUCGGCGACGAGGAGGACGCCGACGCGCAGCCGGGCGCCGACUCGGACUACGAAUACCUCAUGAGCAUGGCCAUCUACAGCCUCACGGCCGAGAAGGUCGCCAAGCUGCUCGAGGAGCGCGACGCGCGCCAGGCCGAGCUCGAGGCGCUCCUGCAGCGCACCGUCCAGGACCUGUGGCGCGCCGACCUCGACGCCUUCAUGGACAAGUGGGAGGACCUCCUCGCCAACGACCUCGUCAACAAGGCGCGCUCGAAGUCGAAGUCGAAGAACCCGGGCAAGGGCAAGAAGCGUGCGGCCGCCUCGGACGACGACGACGACGAGUUCGAGGUCAAGCCCAAGAAGAAGGCGCCCGUCGCCGCCAAGAAGGCCAAAGCGCCCGUCACGCUCCCCGACACGGACGACGAGGUCGAGGUCCCCGCCAAGAAGCCGCCCGCGAAGCGCGCCAAAGCCGCUGUCGCCCUGCCCGAGACCGACGACGAGGACGAGAUGAUGGCUGCCCCGGCUGCUGCGUCCAAGGCCAAGGCCGUCCCCAAGCCUGCGGCGACCAAGGCCAAGAAGGCGCCCGCCAAGCGUGCGAGCGUCGACCUCGACCUGUCGGACGACGACGCGAGCUCGCCGCCGGCCAAGAAGGCGGCGACCGGCGCGGCUCGCAAUCCCGCCGUCAAGGUGCGCCCCGGCUCGCUCUCGCGGAAGGGGUAUCUGUCUCCUGACAUCCUGAACCUGCAGAAGAAGGCGACGCCCGCGCUCGACGUCGACGAGGACGACGACGACAUCUACUCGCUCCCCGUCAAGAAGCCCACCGCGCACUCACCCAAGGCCAAGAAGACGACGGCCAAGAAGCAGGUCGUCGCGCUUGACGACUCGGACGACGAGCCGAUCCCGGCGCCCAAGAAGAAGGCUGCUCCGGCGAAGGCCAAGCCUGCUCCCAAGAAGGCCGUCGUCGAGUCGGACGACGAGGUGAGCGACGUGGCGCCGGCGCCCAAGGCCCGCGCCGCCCGCACCGCCCGCGCUCCGGCCAAGUCGUACAAGCUCGAGCUCCCGUCCGACGUCGAGGACGACUCGUUCAUGCGAGCUCACCAGCUCGUCAGCGACGAUGCUCACGAGUCGCGCGGGCUCGCCUACCCGUCUACGCUCCUCCUCGCCGACCACGAGCGCGCCGCGACCUCGACACGCUCCGACUACGAGCUCGCGUCCUACCCGACCAACAAGGGCAAGGCGCGCAUGUACGAGGACGACGACGACGAUGUCGAGGGCCUCGAUGGAUACGCUCGAGCGUCUGGGGCAUGGGCGAGGGAGGCGGGCGACGACGACGGCGGCACUCCGGGCGGGACGAGGCGGCACAGCUACGCGCACGCCGAGGCGGGGCGCAGGCGGGCGAGCAGGGUCCCGUACGCGCAGGUAGAGGAGACGCCCGACGAGCGGCGGCUGCGCAUCCUGUGGUGGAGGAGCGCCGCCAUCAACGUCCUCUUCAUCCUGGCUUGGUACUGUUUCUCGACCCUUAUCUCGCUGUACAACAAGUGGAUGUUCUCCGCCGACCACUACAACUUCCCCUACCCUCUCUUCGUCACCUCGGUUCACAUGCUCGUCCAGUGGUGCCUGUCAGCCCUCACCCUCAGCAUCUUUCGCAACCUGCGCCCUCAGACCAAGCCCCAGCCGCGAGACUACGCGACCAAGGUGGCGCCGUGCGGCAUGGCGACCGGCCUCGACAUCGGCCUGUCGAACCUCAGCCUGCGCACCAUCACGCUCUCGUUCUACACCAUGUGCAAGUCGUCGUCGCUCGCCUUCGUCCUCAUCUUCGCCUUCCUGUUCCGCCUCGAGGUCCCGUCGUGGCGGCUUGUCGGCAUUAUCCUCAUCAUCACGUCGGGCGUCGUCCUCAUGGUGUCGACCGAGACGCAGUUCGACGCCGUCGGCAUGAUGCAGGUCCUCACGGCGUCGGCGCUCGGCGGCCUGCGGUGGUCGCUCACCCAGCUCCUGCUCCACAAGGAGUCGAUGGGCAUGAACAACCCGAUCGCGACCCUGUUCUGGCUCGCGCCCAUCAUGGGCGUCACGCUCGCGACGUGCAGCCUCGUGUUUGACGGGUGGGGCAACGUGUUCUCGCACGACGAGUUCUGGGGCUCGCUCGGCGCGACGAUGCAGACCGUGUGCGCCAUCGUGUUCCCGGGCGUGCUCGCCUUCAUGAUGAACAUCACCGAGUUUGGACUCAUCCAGCGCACGUCGGUCGUCACGCUCUCGGUCGCGGGCAUCUUCAAGGAGGUCAUCACUAUCUUUCUCUCGACCGUCCUCUUCCACGACCAGCUCACGCCCAUCAACAUCUCGGGCCUGUGCGUCACCAUCUUUGGUAUCGCCCUGUACAACUACCUCAAGUACCGCCAGUUUACGCACGCGACGCACGCUGCGGCGCUCGCUGCCCGCCAGCACGACGGCGCGCCCGACUCGGACGGGCGCGAGACGGGCGACGAGGCGUACCGCUCGGCGGGCGAGGCCGGCGACGAGGGCGCGCCCAUGCUGCCUGUCUCGCACGCGCACGCGCACGCGCGGCAUGGAUCGCUCGGCGGCGGCGGUGGAGCCAAGGCGGCGCCGCACCACGAACUCGGCUCGGGCUCGGGCUCGGACAACGACGAGCGCUCGUCGCGCGAGGGACGGCGACGCGCCGCGAGCGGCGACUCGACGUCGUCCUUUGCGGACCUCGACGCGCAAGCCGCGAGCCUCCUCGACGAGUUUGACGCGUCGGCGGCCGAGGCGCACAGCCUGACGCGCCUGAGCGAGCGGGACAAGGCGCGGCAGCACGACGGGGACCGGAUCGAGGGCCUCGAGGGCCUGGUCGCCGGUGACGAGCGGGUCGAGCGCGAGAGGAGGGAGCUCGAGGGGGCCUGUCCUCAUCAGUACAGGCUCGUCGUCGUCGAGAGCGUGAACCGAGAGAUAGGAAGGAACAAGCCGACGCACGAGCUCGUUGGUCGGGUCACCGUACACGACCUUGUUGCUGGGCGGCACCUCCCACGCGAGAGCCCGGCUCCACACCUCGCGCAUGCGCCGCUCAGCCUCCUCGUCGCCCUCUCCCUCACCGCGCACGAUCUCGAGCCGGUCCUCCUCCUCCUCGCCUCCCUCUCCACCAACCUCGACGAGGGCCGCAGCAGCGAACGGCGACGUCCAGGCGUCGCAGAGGGCGCGCCUCGCCCUGGGCGAUACGCGCGGCGCGUGCUGCGCCGAGGCGGCGCCCGACAGGUUGUAGCACGUGUGCUCGCGCUCCUCGACACCGUCGUCGUCGUCGCCCUCGCCCUCGCCCUCGGACAAGAGGCUCUCGACGAUGGGCAACAGGCCGCCGCCCCACCACGAGUAGCACCCGUCGACGAGCUUGUUGGUCCUGCCGCGGAACCCGCCGCCCUCGAUCGGCAUGGCCUGCAGGCUCGCGCUCCACCGCAGGAGCGCGCGCACGUCAAGCUCUCGCUGCGGCCGCCGGGGCGACGAGGCCGAGAGUGGCGGGACGAACGCGGGCGAGAGAGGGUCCGACAGGGCGCGCAGCAUAGCCCACGACGCGGCAGCGCAAAAGGCGUACCCGCCGUGCGCCUCACCGAGCGGCGCGGCGGCGUGCGCGUCGCCGUGCGCGAACGGCGGUACAUGCCGCGUCUGCGGGCGUCGACAGUGUCAGGGACGAGUUUGGGAAGGAGGAAAGGAGAGAGAGAGAGAGGUCGGCGCCAAGUGGCUCAGCUGUCCGGGCCCGCCGCCGAACCCGCCGUCGGGGUUCUGGCACCGGUUGAGCGUGUCGACGACGCGGCGCUGAGCGUCCGGGUCGAGCUCGCCGUCGAGGAGGGCGAGCGAGUGGAUGGACCAGUACAGGAUCCAGGGUCGCGAGGCGUCGAGGCCGACGAAGUGCUUGGGCAAGGGCGAGGUGAGGAGCUUUGUGAGGUAGCGCGAGUGCGAGUCGCGGUGGAUCGCGGGCGGGGCGGUCGCGGCGAGGUGGUCGGUGAGGAGGUGCGAGAUGGACUGCUCGGCUUCGUGUUGGAGGCGAAGCGUGUCAGACGAGGGGACGCCAUCCGAGGGAGUCGAGAUCCACGGUGCGGUGAGGACUGUGGGAGGGUCGAGGAGAGCGAGGGACGUCGACAAAGGCUUGAGCUCCACCCUCUCCUCGAGUGCAACACGUGCUACCCCGAGCAGCCUGCUACAUCACCCACAAGCACCGGCAGCACCAGCCCCGAGACCCAGCGACAGCCCCGACCUCACCCCGACUGGCCCUCGUCCUCAUCGCGGGCCACCAACCACCCACCUCCCCCUCGACCCACCACGUCCCCUGCGCCCUUGAGCACACUCGCACCGAUAUCCAGCACCAUCUCCCACCUCGACCAGCCCCAGUGCGCCAACCGCAUCGAGUCGCCGACCUCGCCCCUCUCGCUCGUCCCCACCUCCGCCUCGCCCACUCGCCCUCGACCGCGCCCCUACCACCUCCGGACCGCGCGACUCGGGCACCUCGACAAGGCGCACGUCAAGCUCUUCCGCAGUCGCAAGCACAAGUCGUCAGCUGCACAGAUCAUGCUGCACUCGCCUCGACCGGUCGAGUUCGGCGCCGUCGCAGUCGUCUCGACCCGUGACCUUGGCUCGGACCUCGACCCGCCGACCUCGCCGACGCCCCGACGACCCUCGACGCGCACCUGUACGGCCUGUACCGCCAACGCGCUCGAUGUUCGGCCUCAUUCCCGUGGAACCAGAUGCUCGUCAACGAGGUCAACGUCUCGGCGCUCAAUGCUCGUCGCCGUGUCGGUCGCCGUCCUCUUCUCGACCCGUGCAUCCACAUUCGACCGCCGACUCGGCUCGUCGACCUCGCCCGUCGACCUGCGCCUCGUCGACCUGCACCUCGCCGAGUCGAUCAAGGACGACGCGCUCGUCUCGUGGGGCUCGAGCAGCUGCAUCGUGCGCGUCAGGGCCCUCUCGAGCUCACUAGGGCCUCGGCGCUCAAGCUCGCUGUUCUCGCGCUCGCCGCAUCGUCGCUCGACCUCGUCCAACGACGCUCGCCAACGCUCGCCGACGCCCGACGACCCUCGACGUGCACCUGUACCGCCGACGCGCUCGAUGUUCGGCCUCGUUCCCGUGGGAGCAGAUGCUCGUCAACGAGGUCAACGUCUCGGCGCUCAAGCUCGUCGCCGUGUCGGUCGCCGUCCUCUUCUCGAACCGUGCAUCCUCGUCCGACCGCCGACUCGACCGCCGACCUCGCCCGUCGACUUGCGCCUCGUCGACCUGCGCCUCUCCGACCUGUGCCUCGCCGACCUUCACCUCGCCGAGUCGGUCACGGACGACCCGCUCGUCUCGCCGAGCUCGAGCAGCUGCAUCGUGCGCGUCAGACGCUCGUCAACAAUAUUAAUGUCCCGGCGCUCAAAGCUCGUCGCCGUGUCGGCCGCCGUCCUCUUCUCGACCCGUGCAUCCUCGUUCGACCGCCGACUCGCCUCGUCGACCCCGCCCAUCGACCUGCGCCUCGCCGACCUGUUCCUCGCCCAGUCGGUUCCGGACGAUGCGCUCGUCGGGCUCGAGCAGCUGUGUCCUGCGCGUCAGGGUCCUUUCGAGCUCACUCGGGCCUCGGCGCUCAAGCUCGCCAUCCUCGCGCUCGCCAUGGCGUCGCUCGACCUCGUCCACCGACCGCGCCGACGCUCGCCCACGCCCGACGGCCCUCGACGUGCACCUGUACGGCCUCUGCCGCCAAUGCGCACGAUGUUCGGCUUCGUCUUCGUGGGACCAGACCCUCAUCGACGAGGCGCAGCCUAUGGCGCUCAAGCUCGUCGCCGUGUCGGUCGCCGUCCUCUUCUCGACCUGUGCAUCCUCGUUCGACCGCCGACUCGACCGCCGACCUCGCUCGUCGACCUGCGCCUCGCCGACCUGCGCCUCGUCGAGUCGGUCCCGGACGACCCGCUCAUCUCAUCGGGCUCGAACAGCUGCUACAUGCUCGACAACGAGGUCAACGUCUCGGCGCUCAAGCUCGUCGCCGUUGCAGCCGCCCCCUUCCUGUCGACCUUGACCUUGUCCGCCAUUCUCCACCUCGAACGACCGCACUCGUGCUGCGCCACCAACGCUCAGAUCGCCAGCAGCGCCGCAGACCGAUUCUGCGGCUUCGCCCGGAAGCUGGCUCUUCCGAGCGGCGCACUGGGCCUUGGGCGCAGCGUCACGUCGAGGUCGUCGACCAGCUCGCCCUCCUGCGGCUGCGCGCGCCUCGCUCUUUGCUCGAGCGGCGCCUCGCCGACCUCGCUCUCGCUCUCAGCUGGACCCUCCUCCUUGAGCGCCGUCCUCACCCUCGAGCUCUUUGGGCCGGCUGUGUCAAGCACAGCUUGCGUGAUACCGCCUGUGAGACGAAUGGGCCGUACUGAGAGUGCGACGCGUGCUGUGCGGCACGAGCGGGCCGUACGGAAGACGAGGUCGCUCGAGGACGAGGAGGGAGGUCGAGGGCUAGCGGCGGGCAGGAGGAAGGGAGGCACGAGCGUGAGGCCGCAAGCGCAGAGGCGUUGGGCCUCUGACCAAGCUUGA